This is a messenger RNA of Dunckerocampus dactyliophorus (ringed pipefish), 3177 nucleotides long. It is a transcript of the gene pi4kb, whose product is annotated as phosphatidylinositol 4-kinase, catalytic, beta. Gene Ontology annotation, molecular function: 1-phosphatidylinositol 4-kinase activity. The coding region runs from base 151 to 2676 and encodes 841 amino acids. Gene Ontology annotation, cellular component: cytoplasm; membrane. The transcript has 13 exons. NCBI's taxonomy places the organism in Eukaryota, Metazoa, Chordata, Actinopteri, Syngnathiformes, Syngnathidae. Gene Ontology annotation, biological process: phosphatidylinositol phosphate biosynthetic process; phosphatidylinositol-mediated signaling. The record is from RefSeq and is a predicted model, not a curated record.
AAGCUCCGUAGCCCCCCCUGGUGGUUGUAAGCCAGUGUGGCUAUGCGGCUAGGCAACAUCAAUGGGGACACAGUUUGACCUGACUCCACAUUUAAAAUCCGCUGAAGUUUGACAAGCCGUGGAGGUGGGCGGAGCCUUCCAGCACUCUUGAUGGAGGAAAAUAAGCCGGAGCUCUCCCCUACCCCCUCCGGACACAACAGCCCAUCCCUCUCUCUCUGCUCCUCUCCCUCCCCAUCGCUCCCCUCCACCCCGCCCUCGUCCUCAGGCCCUCACCAGGCAGGCACCCCCCCACUGGGGAUCAUUAAUGAGGGCACAAGCGAGCUGGGCUUGGUCAUUGACGCGGAGGUGGCUGAGCGGGCGUGCAAGGAAGUCCUGCACAAGCUCAAGCUGCGGCAUGGGGAUGCCACCCCCAAUGGGGGAGGAUCGUACCCGGAAACCGGCACCGCAGCACAUGCCGCUGCACCAUCGCCAAAGCUCAGGGAGGAGGAGGAUGACGACAGCGAGGGACCGGUAGAAAGCUCAGCAAAAAGCGCUCGGCGCCGCUACCGACACAACCCAUCUAAACAGUCAUGGCUGCUCCGUCUCUUUGAGUCCAAGCUGUUUGACGUCUCCAUGGCAAUAUCAUACCUGCACAAUUCCAAGGAACCUGGUGUCCAGGCCUACAUCGGAAACCGCCUGUUCAGCUUCCCUCAUGAAGACGUUGACUUCUUCCUUCCGCAGCUCCUCAAUAUGUAUGUGCACAUGGACGAGCAUGUGGGCGACGCCAUCAAGCCUUAUGUGGUGCACCGCUGCAGACAAAGCAUCUCGUUCAGUCUUCAGUGCGCUUGGCUGCUCGGCGCCUACUCGUCAGACAUGCACAUCUCCACACAGCGCCACUCUCGAGGCACAAAGCUGCGCAAGCUCAUCCUGUCGGACGAACUCAAACCCGCCGCCGUCCGGGCCCGCCGUGACCCUCUGACGCUGACGCCUUUCUGUCCCGCGCCGCCCCCUGCCACAGCCAUGGGAUGUGAGCACAGCCUGUCGCCCUCAAAACGCACGCAUCAGCGCUCCAAGUCGGACGCCACUGUCAGUAUCAGCCUCAGCAGCAACCUGAAGAGGACGGCCAGCAAUCCCAAAGUGGAGAGUAGCCAGGAUGAGGACAGCAGCUCCAGCUUGGACUUUGUUGACUUUGUGAGCAGCGCCCCGGUGCGUCUGGCCCCCCAGAGGGAGUUCAUCAAGUCGCUGAUGGGUAUCGGCAAGCGUCUGGCCACGUUGCCCACCAAAGAGCAGAAGACGCAGCGGUUGAUCUCAGAACUGUCGCUGCUCAACCACAAGCUGCCGGCGCGAGUAUGGCUGCCCACUGCCGCCUUCGAGCAUCACGUGGUCCGCGUACCACACACGCAGGCCGUGGUGCUCAACUCCAAGGACAAGGCUCCCUACCUCAUCUAUGUAGAGGUUCUGGAGUGCGACAGCUUCGAGACAUCCAGCGUACCCAUGCGGAUCCCUGAGAACCGCAUCAGGAGCACGCGCUCUGUGGAAAACCUGCCAGACUGCGGCAUGACUAUGGAGCAGCGAGCUGGCAGCUUCUCCACCGUCCCAAAUUAUGAUAACGACGACGAAGCAUGGUCUGUGGACGAUAUCAUCGAGCUGCAGGUGGAGUUGCCAGAGGUUCACGUGAGCAGUGACAACAUUAGUCAGUUUUCGGUGGACAGCAUCAGCAGUCUGGAGAGCAAAGAGCCCGUCUUCAUCGCUGCGGGAGACAUCAGGCGCCGUCUGUCGGAGCAGCUGGCCCAGACCCCCACCACUUUCAAACGCGACCCCGAGGAUCCAUCGGCCGUGGCCCUCAAGGAGCCCUGGGAGGAGAAGGUCCGGAGGAUCAGGGAAGGUUCUCCUUAUGGUCACCUUCCCGCCUGGCGCCUACUGUCAGUCAUUGUCAAAUGCGGUGAUGACCUGCGUCAGGAGCUGCUUGCCUUCCAGGUGCUGCAGCAGCUCAAGUCCAUCUGGGAGGCGGAGCGUGUCCCCCUGUGGAUCAAGCCCUACAAGAUCCUGGUGUUGUCUUCGGACAGCGGUAUGAUCGAGCCGGUGAUGAAUGCUGUGUCGCUGCAUCAGGUGAAGAAGCACAGCCAGCUGUCUCUGCUCGACUACUUCCUGCAGGAGCACGGCGCCCCCACCACUGAGGCUUUCCUGUCGGCCCAGAGGAACUUUGUGCAGAGCUGCGCUGGCUACAGCCUCAUCUGCUACUUGCUCCAGGUUAAGGACAGACACAACGGCAACAUCCUGUUGGAUGCUCAGGGUCACAUCAUCCACAUUGACUUUGGCUUCAUCCUGUCCAGCUCACCAAAGAACCUCGGCUUCGAAACGUCCGCCUUCAAACUCACAGCCGAGUUUGUGGAGGUAAUGGGCGGUCCAGACGGAGACAUGUUUAACUAUUACAAGAUGUUGAUGCUCCAAGGACUCAUUUCCGCCAGGAAGCACAUGGACCAUGUGCUGCAGAUUGUUGAGAUCAUGCAACAAGGGUCGCAGCUGCCAUGUUUCCAUGGCUCCAGCACAAUGCGAGGCCUGAAGGAACGCUUCCACAUGAGCCUGACGGAGGAGCAGCUGCAGGUUCUGGUAGAGCAGCUGGUGGACGGGUCAAUGCGCUCGCUCACAACCAAACUCUACGACGGCUUCCAGUAUUUCACCAAUGGCAUCAUGUGACCACUUCUUCCUGUGGCCGUCAGACUCUGCUUAGCCAAUCAGAGGGCAGCGUGCUUUUAUUGUGACAGGAAAAAGACUCCUAUGAAAGUCACCUAUGACCCUGAAAGAAGAACAUUCCAUUUAUCCAUACGAUGAUGACGAUUUCAUUCUCAGGUGCUUUUGAAAAUGACAAUUUUCCAAAUAAUAUGCUCAUGUGCUCAAGGCCUUGGGGGAGAUGUGUUAAGUGGAGAAUGAAACAUUCCUGACGUUUGUUGGUGGUGUGACGAGCCUCAAAACCGCUCUGCCUCAGUGAACUGCCAAACAAUGCGGCAGAGGCAUACCACUGUUGUAUGAAAACAGAUUUGUGUUUUUUGCAUUGGGACAUCACUGUCUUCAGGUCUGCUCUGGCCACUUUUCUACACAUGAAUCACUGGGAAGAUGAUGAAUCAUGGCUUUCAGAACAAAUGCACCACUGCUCACGGAAGCGCACCAAAAUAAAACUGGCAAUAUUAAAUAGCAUUU